AAUAGGGUGAGGUAUUUCGAGGUGGCAUGGGGCUGUACUUCAAAUAAAAUAAAGGCCCUAUAAUAGUCUUAAUCUGUGUUUUGUUGCCCGUGUCGGUGGUUAUGUUAGCAGCUGUUUACUUGUAGCAUAGCUAAUGUUAGCUAGUUAAGUUAACGUAACCCAAAUAUGAAGAACUAAGCUAGUAGGUAGCUAGCCUGUUCGGCGUUGUAGGUGCGGAAAAAUAAAGUGUACGGGGCUUUUAUACGGGGAGACAUGUAGUGUGUCUGUAACCUUUCAGUCACUUUAAGUGCUGAUGAAAAUGGUUUAAGUGUCUAAUUUGUAAGCUAUAAGAUGUAACUUGGUGCUAAAUUGUUGUAUGAGCUAAACCAGUUAAUUCUGAUGACUUCCUGUGUUCAGCUUUCACUAAUUCAAAGUAGGGUUAGAUGUUUUGACAAAGUUUGCGACCCUGUCAGAUCGUACCCACGCAUUUACAUCAGGGAAGAACCAGAAGAUGCCAGAAUAAGCAUCCAUUAUAUUACAUCACAUAUAUGAUACAAUAUAAGAUAACUAGAGCCAGAAGGUUAAUCUACUUUCUACUACAUGAUAAGUCAAUAGAAUGAAAAUGAAAGUGACAGUUAAUGUCACCAUUGAGGUUUUUUUUUUUUUUUUUUUGCAAGGAAAACUACUUCACAUUUCAGAUUAGAGGAUUUGCUUGAACAUUUCAGGUGCUGGGAAUGCAGCCACCGCUCCCAGCUGAAGCCGUCAGAGAGCUGGUGUGCUCCUGCCUGCACAGGGACCCAGUGGCUGCAGACCUCCGCUGCAGCCUCUUUGUUGCAGCUGCACAAAACUACAAGAAAGACUCUUUGCUCAGACCGUUCCCCCCUCGAUACAUAAGUGGUGACAAUAAGGACUUUGAGGAGCUGUUGGGUGAUGUCAAAUCUCUGCCUGGUGUAAGAGAGCUGGUGAGGUUACGACCUGGAGAAGGAGAUCAUCAUCUGGCUCUUGCACACUGGAUUCUCUCCUCAAAGAGCUUUGCUGUCAAGACGUUACAGAAAGAAGAGUACGCCAAGCUGUGUAAGCUGACUGAAAAUGAAGGGGUUUCUGCACCUGUGCCAGACUUCCUCUUUGAGCUUGAGUACUGUGACCAGAUGAAUGCCAGGUUUGAGAAGACCAGGGCUGGCAGAGACCUCUUCUAUGCAUUCCACGGGAGCCGCCUGGAAAACUUUCACUCUAUCAUUCACAACGGCUUGCACUGUCACCUUAAUAAGAACUCUGUGUUUGGAGAGGGGACCUACCUCACCAGUGACCUCAGCAUGGCUGUCCUUUACAGCCCCCACAGCAGCGGCUGGAAAGAAAGUCUUCUGGGUCCACUGCUCAGCUGUGUUGCCUUGUGUGAAGUCAUCGACCAUCCAGAUGUGAAGUGCCAAGUGAAGAAGAAAGACUCUGAAAUUGUUGAUCGUCAGCGCUCCAGGGCAAAGAACAGUGAAGGAGGUGAUGUACCACAGAAAUACUUUGUUGUCACCAACAACCAGCUUUUGCGAGUGAAGUACCUGCUUGUUUACUCUCAGAGGAGGCACCUGUCCAGAAAUUCCCGCAGCAGCUCCUGGCUGCUCAGACACCAUUUUGCAAUCAUGAUGAGUCUUUACCUUUUGCUGCUCAUACUGAUCGGUGCCUUCAACUCCACCUCCUUCAUAUCAUUUUGGAACAAACUCUUCAGGUGACAAGACAACAGGGCAGACAACCUGGAUGUUAUUCAUCAGUGCCUUCCUGAUCAGACCGACUGGAGGCCUGAGUAGAGAUGUUUUAUGCACCUUUAUACUGUUUCUCUUUACUGUUGUUCCUUUAUUUGUACAAAUCGUUAUGAUUACUGUUAUUUCAACAUAACAUAUCUUCUCAGAUAGUCACCGUUGGGAUCCUGUUGUCUCUUAAUUUCAGUGAAAUGUGUAAUAAGACUACAUGGCAUCAGAAGAAUAUCUUGCAAUGUUUCAGCUGUAACCUGUACAGUUUAGUAAACAUCCAGUUUUGUAGAUGAACUUCGCUGUUGCGUGGUGUCAGUCCUGUAAGGACAAAGUUUUAUUAGCCAAAGGAGGAAAGAGAAUAUGAUUUUAAUUGAAAUGAUUUGUCAGUGAGGUUGAGAUGUCUUUAUUUUGUCAAGUCUGGACCAUCUCCAGCUCAUUAACUCUGAAACUUUUACAGUCGUUCUGGAAAUGUCCAUGAAUUUAACAUAUACUUUUAUGUCUCUAAAGGAAGUGAUGGAUAUUCUCUUAAAGCCACAGGGUCUUAUUUUUUUGACUAAUAAAAUGAAAACGUUGUUGGCUGUUGGUGGUUUAAGGGAUACUGUGAGGUUAGUUUGUAAUAAAACUGACAAAAUGUAUA
Sphaeramia orbicularis (orbiculate cardinalfish) is the source of this 2355-nucleotide messenger RNA. RefSeq names its product poly (ADP-ribose) polymerase family, member 16 (gene parp16). The record is from RefSeq and is a predicted model, not a curated record. The transcript has 7 exons. NCBI's taxonomy places the organism in Eukaryota, Metazoa, Chordata, Actinopteri, Kurtiformes, Apogonidae. Bases 714 to 1700 code for a protein of 328 amino acids. Gene Ontology annotation, molecular function: NAD+ poly-ADP-ribosyltransferase activity.